Chrysoperla carnea is the source of this 701-nucleotide messenger RNA. Its product is annotated as odorant receptor 2a-like. The transcript is spliced from 4 exons. Lineage: Eukaryota; Metazoa; Arthropoda; Insecta; Neuroptera; Chrysopidae. Bases 1 to 660 code for a protein of 219 amino acids. Gene Ontology annotation, cellular component: plasma membrane. The record is from RefSeq and is a predicted model, not a curated record. Gene Ontology annotation, molecular function: odorant binding; olfactory receptor activity. Gene Ontology annotation, biological process: sensory perception of smell; detection of chemical stimulus involved in sensory perception of smell.
AUGGAAUAUUUAAUUAACGAUUUAAACUCGACGAAAUACAUUCAUGAUUCAAAAUAUGUACGUUUUGCCAAUAAAUUGGCAAAUGGUUAUCAUUUGGCAUUAAUUACAUCGAUUAAAAUUUUAAAAGUUAAAUUUAAUAAUACGGAAUUAAUUGCCAAAGAAUUACCGUAUAGUAAUUGGUUUCCAUUCGAUUAUCAUGAAACAAAUGCGAAAUUUUUAUAUGCAUGGUUUUAUCAGGCAAUUGUUAUAACAUUUUUUGCUCAUUAUAUUGCAUCGUUACAUUCGAUGAUAGCCUGUAUUAUGAUACAUAUUACUGGACAAUUGCAAGCUGUUGGUGAAGAAUUUCGUAAUAUUAAUAUGCGGUUAAGUGAAGAAGAAAUUUUGAUGCAAAUGAAAAGUUGUAUUAAACAUUUACAAUCAAUAUUGGAGUUAAGUAUUAUUUAUUUCCCAUCGAAUCAAUUAUCAAUAAUAGUUGCAUCAUUAGAUUGGACGGAUCGAAGUAAAGAAUUUAAAACAUGUGUUUAUAUUACCUUGAUGCGAUUACAAAAACCAUUGAUUAUGCAUAUUGGUGGAAUUAUACCCUUGUCACUUGAAACAUUUAUAUCGUAUGGUCGUAUGACAUAUUCCUUGUUUACAUUGGUGGUCCAAGUAACAGAAUAAAAGUAGUCAAAAUCAGUUCAAAAAUAAUAUAUUCAGCUUUU